AUGUCGUGGCAAUCAUAUAUAGAUGACCACUUGAUGGCCGAUAUUGAGGGUAAUCACCUAACCUCAUCUGCCAUCGUAGGCCAUGACGGCAGUGUCUGGGCACAGAGCGCCAACUUCCCUCAGUUCAAGCCAGAGGAGAUAACGGGAAUCAUGAAUGACUUUGAGAAUCCCGGUUUGCUUGCUCCUACUGGAUUGUACCUUGGUGGCACUAAAUACAUGGUGAUUCAAGGUGAACCAGGGGCUGUCAUCCGAGGGAAGAAGGGACCAGGUGGUGUUACUGUGAAAAAGACCACCCAGGCCUUGAUUAUUGGCAUCUAUGAUGAGCCUAUGACUCCAGGCCAGGUCUCUAGUUGUUUAGCGAAUCCUCUAUACAAAUAUUUGGUGUUGUUGGUUAUUGGUCUUGACAAAAGGAGUUUCGCGUUUGAGAAUCGAUAG
This is a messenger RNA of Fraxinus pennsylvanica, 435 nucleotides long. NCBI's taxonomy places the organism in Eukaryota, Viridiplantae, Streptophyta, Magnoliopsida, Lamiales, Oleaceae. The record is from the annotation of a GenBank genome assembly.